AUGACGACGACGAUUUCUCUGGGUAAUGUUAGCACGAGCCCAGCGUCGGGUAGUGUAUUGGAAGCGCCUGAGACCCUCAACUAUGGGUAUUAUAUCCAAGAGCCCUUGCCUUCCGACACUUUCCACAACGUCUCCAUCUUGGACCAGAGGCUAGAGGAACUUGAGCUUUUACAUAUGUCGACGGGCGUCAAGGUGAAUGGAGACUACCGGAGCUGGAUCGACGAAAAUGGCAUGCAAAGGAAGCUGUAUCCAAAGAUCACCAACACCGGCGAGGAAGUGUACUUGGUUGCCUCUCUGCAUACAAUGCAUUGCCUGGUAAGCCGAGAUAAGACUCUUGCAAGUAAGGUGCAGCCCUGA
Parastagonospora nodorum SN15 is the source of this 357-nucleotide messenger RNA. RefSeq lists its product as hypothetical. The transcript has 3 exons. NCBI's taxonomy places the organism in Eukaryota, Fungi, Ascomycota, Dothideomycetes, Pleosporales, Phaeosphaeriaceae. The coding region runs from base 1 to 357 and encodes 118 amino acids. The record is from RefSeq and is a predicted model, not a curated record.